UUUGCCUUUCCCCCCAGGAGGGAUGGCAAACAAGCUCUUAGUGCCUUUUGGGUAGUUUGUGCUGGUCAGUCUGGAGUGAUUGCAAAGAGAAACAGGCCAGCUGAAAAUGAAAAUUAUCCCGACCAUUUCUUGGGCAAGGAAGAGAAAAGACAUUGUGCUGGGCAGCAUGAGUCGCAGUGGGUCUGUUGGCUGCUCCCUGGGAAAGAAUCGCUCAGUGGGCAAGCUCAUUGCACUUCCAGUCCUAGCCCUGGCAUGCCACUUUUCUCCAGGGGAGGCCACCAGCUUGUGAGCUGGGUCAAGGGAGGCCCCUCUGACUCUGCCAUUUCCUGAUUAAUAUCUCUGUUCUUGCGGUGGUAGAGAUGAGAUGUGUGUGAUGUGAGACACCUGCAUCCCACCGUGGUGAAGUCGGAGAAUCAGCUGGCUGGUCAAUGCCAGCGUGCUACAGAGGGAGGCUCAGAUAGCUUUCAGCUCAGCUGUCAGACGGGCAGAAGAGCCCCGUCCCCGGCUCUCUCUCAGUCAUGAACGGAACUUGCUGUCUCAUCAAAGGGGACACCAUCGCCCAGGUGAUGCCUCCCUUGCUGGUCCUGGCAUUCGUGCUCGGAGCCUUGGGCAACGGCCUCGCUCUGUGUGGCUUCUGCUUUCAUAUGAAGUCAUGGAAACCAAGCACCGUCUACCUUUUCAACUUGGCCGUGGCAGACUUCCUUCUGAUGGUAUGUCUCCCUUUUCGGACUGAUUACUACCGGAAAAAUCGGAAAUGGGCUUUUGAAGACAUCCCUUGCCGAGUGGUACUGUUCAUGCUGGCCACCAACCGAGCCGGCAGCAUCGUAUUUCUCACAGUGGUAGCUGUAGAUCGUUAUUUCAAGGUGGUCCACCCCCACCACGCCCUGAACACCAUCUCCAACCGGACAGCAGCUUGCAUCACCUGUGCCCUCUGGGCCAUGGUCAUUGUGGGAACUCUGUUUUUGCUGACUGAGAGCCACCUGUGUGUGCAGGGCAGAACAGUGUCCUGUGAGAGCUUCAUCAUGGAGUCUGCCAACGGCUGGCAUGACAUCAUGUUCCAGCUGGAGUUCUUCCUGCCGCUGGGCAUCAUCUCCUUCUGCUCCUUCAACGUCGUCUGGAGCCUGAGGCAGAGGCAGCAGCUGACCAGGCAAACCCGGAUGAAGAAGGCCACCCGGUUCAUCGUUGUGGUGGCUGCUGUGUUUGUCAUCUGCUACCUGCCCAGUGUCUUGGCCAGACUGUACUUUCUCUGGACAGUCCCAUCAAGUGCUUGUGACACAUCUGUGCAUGUGGCCCUUCACAUCACCCUCAGCUUCACCUAUAUGAACAGCAUGCUGGACCCCCUGGUAUAUUACUUCUCAAGCCCUUCCUUCCCAAAAGUCUAUACCAAGUUCAAGAUCUGUGGUGUGAGAUCCAAGCGCCCAGGAGAGUCAAAGACACAGAAUUCAGAAGGAAUGUCAACAUUGAAACCCUGCCCAAAGAGUUGUAAUUUUAGGGAGACUAGCUCCAGAAGCCAUCCAGAUGUUCAGUGGGACCUCCACACAUUUUGAAUGUCAUGCCCUGACUGAAUUCACCAGGAUGCCAAAGAGACAUGUGUGUUGGAAGUGAUUUGUGGAAAGUGAGGGUGGGAAUAGGGGAAGAAGAGAAGGUUGUCUCUGAAAAUACUGCCUUCUCUAGGUAUGUCCUCAAGCCCCACUAUUAAAACCUCUUUGCCAUGUUC
Phascolarctos cinereus (koala) is the source of this 1717-nucleotide messenger RNA. RefSeq names its product hydroxycarboxylic acid receptor 1 (gene HCAR1). Gene Ontology annotation, biological process: G protein-coupled receptor signaling pathway. NCBI's taxonomy places the organism in Eukaryota, Metazoa, Chordata, Mammalia, Diprotodontia, Phascolarctidae. Gene Ontology annotation, cellular component: plasma membrane. Gene Ontology annotation, molecular function: G protein-coupled receptor activity. The record is from RefSeq and is a predicted model, not a curated record.